This is a messenger RNA of Rhodotorula toruloides NP11, 504 nucleotides long. Its product is annotated as 60S ribosomal protein l12. Lineage: Eukaryota; Fungi; Basidiomycota; Microbotryomycetes; Sporidiobolales; Sporidiobolaceae. Gene Ontology annotation, cellular component: ribosome; cytosolic large ribosomal subunit. The transcript has 7 exons. The record is from RefSeq and is a predicted model, not a curated record. Bases 1 to 504 code for a protein of 167 amino acids. Gene Ontology annotation, biological process: translation. Gene Ontology annotation, molecular function: structural constituent of ribosome; large ribosomal subunit rRNA binding.
AUGGCGCCCAAGGUCGACCCUACGGAGAUCAAGAUCAUCUACCUCCGGGCUACCGGUGGUGAGGUCGGAGCCUCGUCGGCUCUUGCCCCCAAGAUCGGUCCCCUCGGUCUUUCGCCCAAGAAGGUCGGUGAGGACAUCGCCAAGGCCACCGGCGACUGGAAGGGCCUCCGCGUCACGGUCCAGCUCACCAUCCAGAACCGUCAAGCCGCCGUCUCGGUCGUCCCCUCUGCUUCGUCGCUCGUCAUCCGUGCUCUCAAGGAGCCCCCUCGUGACCGCAAGAAGGAGAAGAACAUCAAGCACACCGGCAACGUCGAGCUUGACACGAUCAUCGAGAUCGCGCGCACCAUGCGCGAGGCCAAGAAGACCCUCUCUGCCAACCUCGCGAACGGCGUCAAGGAGAUCCUCGGUACCGCCCAGUCGGUCGGCUGCACCGUCGACGGACGCCCCCCUCACGACGUUAUCGAGGCGAUCGACUCGGGCGACGUCGAGAUCCCCUCCGAGUAA